Messenger RNA from Sparassis crispa, 474 nucleotides. RefSeq lists its product as hypothetical. Gene Ontology annotation, molecular function: zinc ion binding; nucleic acid binding. The coding region runs from base 1 to 474 and encodes 157 amino acids. The record is from RefSeq and is a predicted model, not a curated record. Lineage: Eukaryota; Fungi; Basidiomycota; Agaricomycetes; Polyporales; Sparassidaceae. The transcript is spliced from 2 exons.
AUGACUUGGAUUUCUCGUGUCCACACUGCUGCACUCGAGCUCAGUCGCACCCCCUAUCCCACCACUGAACUCGACAUCAUUAUGGUCAUCAGCAAUGGCCUUCCUGACGAAUAUCAGCCCGUUGUCAAUGCUCUCGACAGUCUUUCAUUUGAGGAGCUCAAGCUCUUCGCUGUCACCAUGCGGAUCACCAGUCUCGAAGCACAACUUGCUCGUUCCAAGGAGAAGGCUUCAAAGGUCACUGUUGCCUACUAUGCUGCACAGUCCAGGAGAGAUGGAGAUGGAUCGCGAGGUGGAGGAAAGCAGGGACCUGGUCGACAGGAGGUCUCAUGCUACAAUUGUGGAGGUCGUAGACAUUAUUCAGAUGAGUGUCCUUCCCCGUCUCAAGGUUCUGUGGAUUCGGAGAAUGGGAAGGAUGAGGCUGCGAUGUCAGCGAGGGUUUGGGAUGACUCAGAGGAGGUUUUGUGUUUGUUUUGA